AUGUCUUCGAAAGGCCCCACUCGUCAAGCCCUGACCCAACUGAUUAACAAUGGCCCUGAUGUAGUAGCUACUUCACAGCGUCAACGUCGUGACCGCCGUCCCUCAGAGAGAGCGCUUUAUCAAGCUGAGGAAGACCAAGAUCGUGAUGUCCGUCGGCAAAACGUUCAAGGUAAAAUCAAGCCAACACGUAAAAGUCAUGACGGCGCCCAGUUUUCGUCUCAAAAUGUCAGCCUGUCAAAAGGCAGUGUCCCGGCCGAUGCCCUGCUGGAUUUGAGGCCUCGUUUUAGCAGGGUCCCCCCGCAAGACAAGCACCAGCCAGUCCAAACCUCGACCACGCCCGUUCAAACCUCAAGACGAGACAAGCACACACCAGUGCAAACUACCCAGCCUGGUGGCUGGCAGGAUGAUGUCCUGACCAAGCCUUAUGUCUGGUUUCAUGCACUAAUCAACGAGUUGAAGGCCCCGCCUGCACCUCGCAAGUUGACGGCUGCUCGUGCGAAGGAGCUUGUGCAGCUCCGCCAGCUGGAGUCUGCCCAUCCGAACGACUUGGACAAUGACUUGGACAAGUCUAAUGAUGGACAUGAAAACUACAAUGAAGAUCGCUACAACGACCAUGACGCAGGUGAUAGUGACGUGUUCAUGGAUGGAGAUGGGGAGGAGAGUGCUAACUGUGAUGGCUUGCACAAGCGUCCGCGAUCACCCUCAGAUAGCGAGGGCAACAGCAAUCACAGUCGCUACAAACGGAUGCGCGAUUCUGAGGACUCACCUUCGCCCCAGCAACAGCGGCUGCCACAGAAAAUCCAGAAGAGUAAAGGCCGAGUCGCAGCACGUGAUUACGAGGUAGCUGUGCAGCAGCUAAUCAAAUUUUCCAUUAGCUCGUUUUGCGCGCGGCUUGCUUCUGAGUAUGCGUACCCAGACCGCAUGACUCAAGUCUUGUGGGCGAAGGAGGCAUGGAAGGAGGGAUGUGCCGCUUAUGAGAUUGAGAUGGGCUUCAAUAGUGAGAUCAUUCAAAUUAUUACUCGUCACACAUCACAUCUCACCAGUCAGGUGAAAGGGAAGGUCCGUUCUCUUGUCGAGAAUAUUUACGGCUUCGAGCACGGCAGUCGGGAGUCGGUCAAGUCCAGGAACCGCAGACUGGCCCGUCAGCUCAAGAACAAGUUCGGUUUAUGUUAUCGGAGCCUCGGAGAUGAGAAAGCAAAGGUCCCUUGCAGCGGGCUUUUUCGCACGAAGUUGAACCAGAAAGCAGCAAAUUUGCUCUGGUACAGCAACAAGAAGGACGAGGGGGUAAUGUUCGACAAGCUAUUUACUCUGUUUCCCGUUCCUGCCUUGGCAUUAGUGUAUGCAGCGGCAGAAUGUUGUGUCGACGAAUGGGCCGACGGCGAGCGAAUAGAUAUUAGUUUUUCGUGUGGCGAGUACAAGGAGGCUUAUGACAAGCACCUUACUAACCUCAAGAAAUUCCAUGUGCAAACGAAGGACCACGGCAUUCUCGAUGGUAUCCUGAAGGAGAUCAACGAUAAUGGGAGAAUCCACGCAAAGGUAGAUCCGGCUGAUGUCGGAGAUGCAGACUGUCUCUCGGAUGAUGAGAUUCACAAUGCCAUUCGCGAAUACCAGCAGGGGAGUGGUGUGAAUGAGACUGAUGAUGAGGAUGAGGAUUAUGGUAGUCAAUCUGAGCACAACGGAUGCGAAGACGAGUAG
Molecule: messenger RNA, 1695 nt
Organism: Suillus clintonianus
Lineage: Eukaryota; Fungi; Basidiomycota; Agaricomycetes; Boletales; Suillaceae
Exons: 10
Coding region: 1-1695 (564 amino acids)
Source: RefSeq, a predicted model, not a curated record